AUGAAAUCCUCUGGAACAACAACUAUCAGCACAAACCACUCCCAACUUCCUGAGGUCAAGCAACUCCACCUCCCGACCUUUGAAGUUCCCUCGUUGCUCCCAGAUAACCUCCAGUGUCCGGCCCUCGAAGAGGCGACUUUCUUUUAUGAAAACGAGGAGGAAGAAGGCGCCCGUCGUUUCCUGUUUUCUUUCCUUGAAAGCUGUGGCCAAACGCUGCUGAAGCUGGGGCUUCCUGGAAAGGCAAUCGACAGUGACUACCGUUUCCAGCGAGUGCUAGUCCACUUGAGGGUUCUGGAGGAGCUUACCGUUACUGGUCCGCUGGGCUGGCCAGACAACCUCGAGCGUGACGGAAGUCCAGACUCGCAGGUUUACGACGUGGGCACAUAUUCGUUCUUCAAUGGUCUCAAGAAGCAGCCGUGA
Cyclocybe aegerita is the source of this 420-nucleotide messenger RNA. The record is from the annotation of a GenBank genome assembly. Lineage: Eukaryota; Fungi; Basidiomycota; Agaricomycetes; Agaricales; Hemipholiotaceae.